CAUUUCGAUUCUGUCCCCCACGCACACGCAGUCAGUCAGCAGGUAGAAACAAGCGCCCUAACGUAUGUUGAGUAGACUGAAUCCUCGGUGUUUUUUUCCCUUAUUAUUAUCGUCGAGGUGGAGGUGGGGGAGGUUAGAAACAAAACUGACGAGAUGCACCAGUUGGACGGAUGCUGCAGCGCGUAAAAAGCUGUGGAUGGUUCCCCUCUGCUCGCUUAAGGGGCAAUUUUAGUGGCAAAAGUUGCAGAAGCACACCGGCUGCGGUCCACUUCUCCCGUACGCUCAGGCACCGCUCACAAGCAGGCUGGAAGACCACCAGGCUCAGAGGACGCAUCUUCGCAGGGCGCAGAUGAUCGCAACUGGUGUUUGUGGCGUGGCGCUGGUCCUGGUGCUGGUGGUGCUCAUCCCGGCCAUGGUCAACUCCGCCGGAACCCCCGCCCGCUACGAGAUGCUCGGCUCCUGCCAAAUGGUGUGCGACCCCCACGGGACGACCGCCACGGCUCCGGCGAAGGCGGCGGUCGGUCCGGUGAAAGACACCAACGGCCUGACGCAGUCCCUGCCUACUUUCAUCCAAGGUCCGCAAGGGGAGCCGGGACGCGUGGGCAGGAUGGGUCCGAGGGGUCCGGUGGGCGAGCCCGGUCCGCCGGGUCCCGCUGGUCCGCCCGGGGAGAGAGGGGCACCCGGUCUUCCGGGUCCACCCGGAGCGAGUGGACCUACUGGUGCAAUCAGCGCUGCCACUUACAACACCGUCCCAAAGAUCGCCUUCUAUGCAGGACUCAAGAAGCAGCACGAAGGAUACGAAGUGCUCAAAUUCGACGACGUGGUCACAAAUCUGGGGAACCACUACGACCCCGCCACGGGCAAGUUCACAUGUUCGAUACCCGGGAUUUACUUUUUCGUUUAUCAUGUGUUGAUGCGAGGCGGGGACGGGACCAGCAUGUGGGCCGACCUGUGCAAGAACAACCAGGUCAGAGCCAGCGCCAUCGCCCAGGAUGCCGACCAAAACUACGACUACGCAAGCAACAGCGUGGUCUUGCACUUGGAGCCCGGCGAUGAGAUCUUCAUCAAGCUGGACGGGGGCAAGGCCCACGGGGGCAACAACAACAAGUACAGCACCUUCUCGGGCUUCAUGCUGUACGCCGACUGAAGAACCGGCCACCCUCCCGGCUCAACGCUCAACGCUCAUGUUGCUCACAUUCCAUAACUCGGAUUAGUAGAGACAGAGCUUCUUCUCCAUGUCGUCCAUACCCCCCCCCGCCCCCCCCAACGAAUGAGCCUGUGGAGGUUGUUGUACAGUGUCAUCACACACAGAAGGGAAAUUGUACUGCUUACAGCUCAUUGACAUGUCAAUCAGUGUGAUUGGUGCUGCUGCAUGCUGUGUGAUGAGCUGUGAAGCAAUACCACCUUAAUGCUACCACAUAUCAUAAUGUAGCCGCUGCCAUCUAAUACAGUAAAUACAGUACAUGUCUUCACCCCACCAAUAGUCCUACGCACAAACUCGACUUCCUUUUCCUCUUGGUGAAGUUUGUUUAGCAAACAGGUAUGCAACCGUUAUGUUAACAGGUAUGUUAACUCGAGGGUGAUGGAGCCUAGCCAAGCUGUCUUCAGGCGAGAGGCGGAGUACACCCUGGACUGGUGGCCAGCCAAUCACAGGGCACAUAUAGACAAACAACCAUUCACACUCACAUUCAUACCUAUGGACAAUUUGGGGUCGCCAAUUAACCUAGCAUGUUUUUGGAAUGUGGGAGGAAACCGGAGUACCCGGAGAAAACCCACGCAAAAUCCACACUGAGAUUGCCGAGGGUGGAAUUGAACUCGGGUCUCCAAGCUGUGUGGCGCUAACCACUCGGCCUUUUCUGGUGUAUUUUAGGUAAAAUCAGUCCGGAUAUCUGGAAGAUCUGGGUUCUAAUCUCUGUUGGAGACCUGUGUGUGGAGUUUGCAUGUUUUCCCCGUGUGUGCGUGGGUUUUUUCCGGGUACUCCAGUUUCCUCCGACAUUCCAAAAACAUGCAUGUUAGGUUAACAGGUGUCUCUAAAUUGUCCAUAGGUAUGAAUGUGUGAAAGCUUAUUUGUCUAUUUGUGGCCUGCAAGUGGCCCAAAGUCACUAGGAUAGGCUCCGGCAUACCCAUGUGACCCUGGUGAGGACGAGCGGCAUAGAAAAUGGAUGGACUUAUUUAUUACCUCCACCAAGUGCAAAAGGUACAAACUAAAUGCGCUUGGCGGGAGAAUAAGUAGUCACAUGGUGAACACCAAGGAAAGAAAACAACACUUUCAUUCCAUGUUGUUAACUUUCUUCCUUUCACUAUGUCACACAAGCGUGAUCAGACACCUGAUAGCGAAAGCGAAAGUGAAAACAUUGUAAAAUGAUCACAAAGUGGAGAUCUUCUCCAUGUGGUGUCAUUAAUGAGACUUCCUGUUUCUCCCUCCCUUGCAACGCCCCUUCCAGUGUGCAUAGCCAACUUGAGAGACACAAGUAUGGGGUUGUUGUCAUUUAUGUGACUGCUUCAUUUCAUCAUUUUAUUACUGUGUCAUUUGUUCUGUGUACAAUGUAAGUGACUUAGGUGUUCAUUUACAUAAAAGUUAUGAAAAAGUCCACAUCGCAUUCAUUGGAACGGAACUCGUACAUAGAGCAAGGUUGCAAGAUUACUUAUAGAUUAUAAUAACCCUAUACAUUUUCGUGACAUUUUAGUGUAAUCUGUCUUCAAAUUGGGCUGUUUGUUCAUAAUGGAAUCAUUCCGGAACCAUUCCGGAAAUGCUUUCAUGAGAAAAUUGUAGCCCCUUUCACACAGAUUCCACAGAAUAGGGAGAAACCAAGAGCUGACAUGACGCCACCCAGCCAAGGUGUAUGGAUAUUUUUGCAACUGUGUGUUCUUUCAUCAAAUUCAAACUGGCAUCACACAGUUGGAAAAUGAUAUCACAAAGCAAUAGUAGCCACUUUCACACAGCAACGUUGAAAAACAGCCUAAACAGAAGAUGUUAAACCAUCCAUAGCAAAGGUGGGAUGAUUUGGAAACAGUGCACACUGUCACUCAGCGAACUCACAUCCCGUAAUUAGACUGUUGUGAUGCACACAAUUAUUGAAAGAAAUAAGAAAUAAGUGUUCCGGCAUUCCGGUAUUUACUUUUCACGGCAAAAUAUCCCCAGAUGAACUCUCAAUUGAAGUCAAUCAUUGUACGUCAGUGUUGUUUAUCCACUUCAUGGACUUCAGCCAGUGGGGAAAAGGGCGUAUGAAUCCCGGAUGGAAGAGGCUGUGUGUGAAAUAAGUGUUUGAAUCCAUUUGCUGCCAUCCUGUUACCAUAAUUGUUCUACUACAUUGAGAGCAUACAUACUGUAGCUGCAUCAUUUGUUCACUUUGGCGAGUACUGUUGUAGUUUUGUUCAGUAGCCCGUACAUUAAAACUUCUUCC
This is a messenger RNA of Doryrhamphus excisus (bluestripe pipefish), 3404 nucleotides long. RefSeq names its product complement component 1, q subcomponent-like 3b (gene c1ql3b). Gene Ontology annotation, molecular function: protein binding. Lineage: Eukaryota; Metazoa; Chordata; Actinopteri; Syngnathiformes; Syngnathidae. The record is from RefSeq and is a predicted model, not a curated record.